Onthophagus taurus is the source of this 2218-nucleotide messenger RNA. RefSeq names its product slow border cells (gene slbo). Gene Ontology annotation, biological process: DNA-templated transcription; regulation of transcription by RNA polymerase II. The record is from RefSeq and is a predicted model, not a curated record. NCBI's taxonomy places the organism in Eukaryota, Metazoa, Arthropoda, Insecta, Coleoptera, Scarabaeidae. Gene Ontology annotation, molecular function: RNA polymerase II cis-regulatory region sequence-specific DNA binding; DNA-binding transcription factor activity, RNA polymerase II-specific.
UCAGUAUCACAGUUGGCUUGGGCAAGCGCACAAACCGAAGUGUGGUCCCCAAGUAAUACGCUCAGUGGCCCAUUUAAAUUCGAAACAACGCCGCGCCGCGAACAGUUCAACAUCAACAAUCGUCUUCGUUCGGUGUCGAAUUUAAUUUCGGAGGAGAAACCCACCAGCUUUCGAAAGUGCUUCUCGCGCGCCGAAAUUUUCGGGUGGAGUGAAAGUGCUGGACCCGGCAGUGAAAGUAGACAGUUUCGUGGACGUGCUUUGAAUUGAAUUAAAAAAAAUUAUUAAAGAAUAAGAUUUUUUAACUUCUUCGUUUGCGAUGGAUUCGCCACAGAUGUACGAUAACCAGCAGCAUCAUCCUCAAACAAAUCCGGCAAUGAAUCCGGUUGAUGGAAAGAAAACGGUCAUCAUGAAUAACAACAAUAAUAACAACCUUACCAUACUAAACAAUAAUACAGGCUCGAAACAAACAGCAGAACUUUUAAAAGCUCAUCAGUUACAAUACGAACAUUCGGAUAUGUGCGGUUCAUUAAACACAACGGAAAUCUCUAUGGACUUAAGAAGCAUCAUCGACGACUUUAGUGAUAUACUUCAAAAUGAAGGAAAACAACUUCAAAGUCUGCAUCCGAGACAAGUCAUGAACAAUUUAUCAAAUGCUUAUCCCCGAGCAUUACCUUACAUGCCCCAACCAGUUCACAGUGGUUCAACAUUUUCCGCGAAUCAAAACUCAAACAGUGACUCGAACAGUUCCAUUGGAAGCGAUGUGCCGAGUAUCAAAGAAGAACCUCUCGACCCCCAAGAAUUUAGAAAACAACAAUGUUUUAUGCCACAAAAUUACAUCCCCAACUCCGGCUAUCCAAAUGGAAACCCAACAACCUUUACGACACUAACACCAAGCGUGCUUCACCAACAAAGUAUGCACAACAUGAAUAUGAAAAACAAAGCUAUGCUUAAUCAUCAUAUACCAAGGAAAUCGGUCAAACCCUGCGACAAGAAUAGCGAAGAAUACCGCAGAAGAAGAGAGAGGAAUAACAUCGCGGUGAGAAAGAGUCGGGAGAAGGCAAAGGUGCGCACGAAGGAGACUGAAGAGAAAGUUAGGGUUUUGAUGAAAGAAAACGAAAGACUGCAGAAAAAAAUUGAACUUUUAACGGAGGAGUUGGCGGUUUUGAGGAAUCUCUUUCAAAAUGUUGGACUUCCAGACCAUGUACAUCGAGAACUCUCAAAGUUACAACCACAACAACCCCUCAUGCACGACGAUAGAAACCGAUUAAUGGAUAUCGUCCACGAUUACGGUCCAUAGUCGAAGAAGUUUUAGAUAAAAUUUAGUUUAGGUAUACGUGGAAGAGCUUUAACGCAGAAAAAACUCAAAAAAAAAAUUACAAAAAAAUACACACAAACAAAUUAAAAUCAAGAAUCGUUGAAAUUCUUCGUUAAAUUAUUAAUGACAAUCCUGGAUGGACGAAUCUUUUUUGUUUUAUUGUUUUUUUUUUAACCGACUGGCACGUGUACCGUAGAUCUCCUUUAAAAAAAAUCGUCGAAGUGUUCUAAAUAUUUAUUCGUUAAUCGGGUGCGCGAACGAUGUUGUCGUCGAUUAUUAUUAUUUUAUUUUUAUUAUUAUUUUUUUUUUGCUUUAACAACGGGUAUUAUAAAUAUCUAUAAUUAUUGUAUAUGUACGUGUAAUUUUUAUUCCGUUCUACAUUUGUGAUCAAAUAAUCGUAACGUAUUUAAAAAUGAAAAUCGAUGCCUUAAUAACGAUAAUAACGAAACCGUGAAUGCAACGUGCAUAGCUACUAUUAUAAUAAUUAUUAUACAAAAAACAGAGUACCUUCUUAAACUUAGGCUUAAAUAAAAAAAAUCGAGAUAAUUUUUACGUAUUUUUUUCUUAAAAACAAAAAGUGAAACGAUAUCAGAGAGUGAAAGCCGAGAUAUAUUUUUGUAUCGAAAAUAUAUCAUUGUUGUGUAUCUUAAAUAGAUUUUUAUAUACAUAUAUUGUUCGUUGUAAAUUUUAUUUAAGUUAAUUUUUUUUUUGAUUUAUACAUAGAGCUGUAAAUUGUAUUAUGUAUAUAUUAAACGAGUUAUAUUUUUAAUAUAUUUUCCAAAGAAAAAGCGAAAAUCCCCCUUGUAUAAAUGUGUCUUUAAGUGGAAUACAUAGUGUAUAUUUUAUACCUACUUACUUUAAAACAUGUUCUUGUUUUUAUUUAAUAAAUUUUUUUCUCUUGAA